Chelmon rostratus (copperband butterflyfish) is the source of this 904-nucleotide messenger RNA. Its product is annotated as dual specificity phosphatase 29. Gene Ontology annotation, cellular component: cytoplasm. The record is from RefSeq and is a predicted model, not a curated record. Bases 165 to 791 code for a protein of 208 amino acids. The transcript has 4 exons. Gene Ontology annotation, biological process: negative regulation of MAPK cascade; protein dephosphorylation. Gene Ontology annotation, molecular function: protein tyrosine/serine/threonine phosphatase activity; MAP kinase phosphatase activity. Lineage: Eukaryota; Metazoa; Chordata; Actinopteri; Chaetodontiformes; Chaetodontidae.
CAAGAUCUGUCUUUCAGCCUUUAUGCUUACUGUGGAGGGAGGUCUCUGUGGACACACACACACACACACGCACACACGUCCGCUGAGGAAUAGUUGAGGUGCUGGUCUGUGAUCCUGCUCAGGAACGGAUUUAACGCUUUAAACACAACAAAGAGAGGUGAGCUAUGUCCUCCUGCGUGGUGAAGUCCAGAAGCAGGAACCCGUACACGGCGGUGCGGGUGGACCCUGACAGUGAUUACAUCACACCCGGAACACUAGACCUGGAGCAGCUCUUCUGGACUGGGACCGGGGCUCAGUACGCACAUGUUAACCAGGUCUGGCCCAGCAUCUACAUUGGGGAUGAGAAAACAGCUCUGGAGCGUCCUGGCCUGAGGGAUCUAGGUAUUACACAUGUCCUUAAUGCAGCAGAGGGAAAGUGGAAUAAUGUGCUGACUGGUGCUGAUUACUACUGUGACAUGGACAUCCAGUACUACGGUGUAGAGGCUGACGACAAACCCUCCUUCAACAUCUCCCAGUACUUCUGCCCUGCAGCCCAGUUCAUCCACGAGGCCCUCAGUCAGACACAGAACAAGGUGCUGGUGCACUGCGUGAUGGGUCGCAGCAGGUCAGCGACUCUGGUCCUGGCGUACCUGAUGAUGAAACACGGCUUAUCUGUGGUGGAUGCUAUCGAGCAAGUGCGCCAGCGCCGCUGCAUCCUCCCCAAUCAUGGCUUCCUGAAACAGCUCAGAGCCCUGGACAUCACUUUACAGGAGGAGAGACUGAGGCUAAAAAGAGAAAAGCAAGACCAGUAGUACAGGAUAAAUCAUUUGCCUGUAUACCAGUUCAAUUUUUCUUUUCAUCUCAGUUAUAAAAGUGUUCUUUAUGUUUCUUUAACAAUUGUGUCAUUAAACUGCUUUGAUUUUCA